Molecule: messenger RNA, 2696 nt
Organism: Drosophila montana
Lineage: Eukaryota; Metazoa; Arthropoda; Insecta; Diptera; Drosophilidae
Gene: Pkd2
Product: Polycystic kidney disease 2
Exons: 8
Coding region: 115-2643 (842 amino acids)
Biological process (GO): detection of mechanical stimulus
Cellular component (GO): membrane
Molecular function (GO): calcium channel activity
Source: RefSeq, a predicted model, not a curated record
AGGAGCUUGUGAAGCACAAAGCAACGAAAUAAACAAAUCCCAUAAAAAACAAAAUAAAAACAAAAAAAAAACUCAAAUUUGAAUAUUCAAAUAGAACAAAGAAAAUAAGCGAAAAUGUCUGAUAAUGAAGAUACUCCCAGUACCUCGAAGAAGGCAACACGCCCCAAGCCGCCGAAGCGUUCGCCUCGCGGCCCGCCACCGCCCGUGCAGCCACGUCCACGAGUUGAAGCUCCCGGCGACAGUUCACCAACGGCUAAUCUUCCAUCCCAAUCUGAGGCAACAGAAAACGAUCUGCCGCGUAAGCGCACAUCGCGUCGUAAGAAGCGUGUAGUUCUGCCGGAAAAAGAGAUGGAUGCAUACGGGCCAACGCCCGCGGAAUCAUCUGCUUCUACUCUGCCCGGACGAUCCGAACAGCCAGCGCCCGAAAGGAGACGAUCCAUACAGCCAGACCCCGAAGAGCCACAGCCCACACGGUCAACGCAACGUGCCAGCAGCGUCUUUGGCACCAUGUUCAAGCGCAAAGAACCUCAGCGGGGAAGUGAUGGCGAUCAGGAUCCGGAGGCUACACAACAUCGUAGAUCCACCCUUGGAAAUCGUGAAGUUAUAAAGGCAAAAGCGGGUCGUAUUCUCUACACCACCGACGAGGAGGUGCGCGAUGCACUCAUGGAAUUUGGAGUGUUUAUCAUAUUUCUCGUUUUGACCUCCCUGGUCACACUCUCUGUUCGGCACUCGUAUAUGUUUUAUUUGAACGAUACAAUCAAGAAACUGUUCACCACACGUGAUAUGGUCAUUGCGCCCUCGGUGACUGUAAAUUUUGAGAAACUGAUCACAAUACCAGACUUUUGGGACUAUUUGAUCUAUAAUUUCCUAGUGAUACUGCACGGCGAUAUGGCCAUCGUUAGUCCCGAUGGUCUAAACGCUGAAGAUGAGGAUGAUGACGAUCAGAAAAGGCCAGGCAAUGAAGCAGGAGGCAAUGUACCACCAGACGGUGAAGGACCAGCUGAACCAGAAGCCAAGCCACCUGAACCAGCCGAAAAUCCAGAAGGCGAUGCCAGGAUCAAGCGUCAAAGGCCAGGCUUUAAGAGUCAUAUACGUCAUAAACGGCAGGCCAACAUGACGCGCCUCGAAGGCCGAGUCUUUUUGCAUGAGAACCUGUUGCUGGGACCGCCACGAUUACGCCAGAUUCGUGUACGCAAGGAUAGCUGCUAUGUGAACGAUGCCUUUAUACGAUAUUUCAACACCUGCUAUGCCGAAUAUUCGGCCAGUGCGGAGGAGAUAGUACGGCAACACGGCGGUGCACCAUAUAAAACAAUGGGGCAAUUGGAAUCGAUGCCAUUGUGGACCACCUUGGGUUUCUAUCGUUCCGGUGGCUAUACCGUCGACUUGACAUACAAUAAAAAGAAGAAUCUAGAAACCAUCAAGGAGCUACAAAAAAAGCAUUGGUUGGAUCGCGGUUCGCGUCUCUGUCUGAUCGAGUUCAAUCUGUACAACGAGAAUACGGACAUCUUUCAGAGCGCCAAAUUUAUAGCGGAAAUACCGCCCACCGGUGGUGUUAUACCGCAGAGUCAGCUGCAGACAGUUAAACAGUUCUCUUUCAUAACGGACAAAAGUCUGACCAUGUCUGUUGUUUAUAUAUUCUGGUAUAUUAUGGUUGUGUACUAUAACAUAUAUGAGAUCCAUGCAAUGCGUAAAUGCGGCCUCAAGAAUUAUUUUAAGUCCAUACUCAAUAUCCAGGACUUGCUUAUUCAACUCUUUUGUUACCUGGCUCUGGUCUAUAAUAUUUGGCAUACGUUCAAAAUAAAGUCUUUGGUCUCUAGAGUGCGUUUCGAGGAAACCUAUCAGAGUUUAGAUACUCUGUGCUUUUGGAAUACCAUCUACGUGGAUAUGAUGGCUAUUUUGGCAUUUCUCGUCUGGAUCAAGAUCUUUAAAUUCAUCAGCUUUAACAAGACGCUCGUGCAGUUCACAACCACAUUAAAGCGCUGCUCCAAAGACUUGGCUGGGUUCAGCCUUAUGUUUGGCAUUGUGUUUCUGGCCUAUGCUCAGCUGGGUCUAUUGCUGUUUGGCACCAAGCAUCCAGAUUUUCGUAAUUUUGUCACCUCCAUUUUGACCAUGAUACGCAUGAUUCUUGGCGACUUUCAAUAUAAUCUUAUAGAGGACGCAAAUCGUGUGCUGGGACCCAUCUACUUUCUAACCUAUAUUCUGUUGGUCUUCUUCAUUUUACUGAACAUGUUCUUGGCCAUCAUAAUGGAAACCUACAACUCGGUGAAGAGUGAAAUAACUCAGGGUCGCAGUCAGCUUGGCUCUUAUAUCUAUAAGAAAAUAACUGGUUUCAUUUAUUACAUCAUGCACUGCGGUCGUAAACGUCAACAUCAACCUGUAAGGCAACAGCGACACGAUACUGACGACGAUCUACCAGAGGAUUUGUCCUCCAGUCGCUAUCAACAGCCCAAGGUUCAAAUGCGCAGAAAUAUGACGGAGGCAGAGGCACACUACUUUGAAGAUGUACCAAAUGAUGUUAAGGACAAGGACAUGUUUCGUCUUAACAAUCGCGUGUCACUGUUGGAGGAAAUUUUGGAACAGCUGGUUACCAAUAUGGACGGCAUACUGAAGCGUGUGGAAAAUGAAAUCAAGAAAAACAAAUAACAGCCCUGAAGAUCUAUAUAUAAAGUAUGAAUAUAGUAUAGAAUCUAUAGAAU